CCUUGCACUGACUCCAUGGAGGGUAUAUCAUCUGAUUUCUGUCAUGAUACUUGGACGAGUUAUUAUGCAAAUAAUAAAGGAUAUGGUGCUGUCUAGAACGAGAGGUGCACAGUUGUGGAGAAGCCUCAGUGAAAGCUGGGAAGUUAUCAAUGCCAAACCAGAUGAAAGACCCAGACUCAGCCACUGUAUUGCAGAAUCAUGGAUGAAUUUCAGCCUAUUUCUUCAAGAAAUGUCUCUUUUUAAACAGCAGAGCCCUGGCAAGUUUUGUCUCCUGGUAUGCAGUGUGUGUACUUUUUUUACAAUCUUGGGAAGUUAUAUUCCUGGGGUUAUACUCAGCUAUCUAUUGUUACUGUUUGCAUUUUUGUGUCCACUGUUCAAAUGUAAUGACAUUGGACAAAAAAUAUACAGCAAAAUCAAGUCAGUUCUGUUGAAACUAGACUUUGGAAUUGGAGAAUAUAUUAAUCAGAAGAAACGUGAAAGAUCUGAAGCAGAUAAAGAUAAAAGUCACAAAGAUGAUAGUGAACUUGAUUUUUCAGCUCUUUGUCCUAAGAUUAGCCUCACAGUUGCUGCCAAAGAGUUAUCUGUGUCUGACACAGAUGUCUCAGAAGUGUCCUGGACUGAAAAUGGGACCUUCAACCUUUCCGGGGGAUACACUCCGCAGACAGACACUUCUGAUGAUCUUGAUCGGCCUGGUGAAGAAGUUUUCUCCCGAGAUCUCUCUGAUUUUCCAUCCCUAGAAAAUGGCAUGGGAACAAAUGAUGAAGACGAGUUAAGCCUCAGCUUGCCUGCUGAACUCCAGAGAAAAAAGGAACAGUUGGAUGGUGGUCACAGAGCAUGUCAAGAGAGGCCAUCAGCAGCUGGCCUCAGCCUCCCUCUGAACAGUGACCAAGCCUAUCGCUUGAUGGGUGACCUGGCUGGGGAAGUCAUCACAGCCGCAGUGUCUGCUGCUAUCAAAGACCAAUUAGAAGGCACCCAGCAGGCACUGGCUCACGCUGCCUUCAGCCCAGGAGAGGACACAGACACUGAAGAAGGUGAUGACUUCGAACUGCUUGACCAGGAAGAGCUGGAUCAAAUUGAGAGUGAACUGGGACUUGCACGAGAGCAGGAGGCAGAGGCGCAGCAAAGUAAGAAGUCUUCAGGCUUCCUUUCAAAUCUUCUGGGAGGUCAUUAAACCAGGAAUUAGCUUACAACAGAAUACAGACGAAUCACCAAACAUCUCAGACAAGCAAAAAAGGAAAAGGAAAAAAAAAAGGGAAAAAAAGGAAAAAAUACAAACUGUAAGCUUUUAAUGAUUAGAUUUUUUUUUGUUUUCCCUUCUGCAGUGAAUUGGAUAUAUAUCAACUGAUACUGGUAGACUGGUUAUUUCUGAUAGUUAUUUUUAUGUAAUAAGCAUGGAAAUGAACUUUAUAUAUGCAUAUAUACAUUCUGUGGUGUCAGAGAUGAAUACAUGGGGUUGUUUGUAAAGAAAAUUGAAACAAACAAAAACCCACCAGAUUACUAAGAUCCUUCUGUAGGCAUUAUUUUUUCUUUAUAAUUAAUUUUCAAGCAUGUAAAAAUUUAUUGUAACUAAGUGAAAAAUAUUGUGAAGACAUGCUCUAUCAAUGACCCUUCUUCCUAAAACUUGGCAACAGUUUUAAGACUUUGAUGUUAAAAAAAGCUCAAUUAUCAAAGUGUCUUUAGUUGAAGGUGUUGGGAAAUAAUCACAAUUAAUUUCCUAGGAAAAAAUUAAAAAAUAUAAGUAUUCUGGAUAGGCAGAAACAUUUCCAUGUUAUUUCUGUGGUUAUAGACAGGUACACUUAUAAAGUGGCAUGCUCCAUUGACAGCCACCUCUAGUCCAGCAAUGGUGGUGUUAAGUAUGUAUCACAUAGAGGGUGGUUAUGAUGUAACAAAUUUGGUUGUUCAAUAGCUCAUUUCUGUCAUAUGUUUGCAACAGGGGUGUUGCGGGUACAGAUCCCUUGUGUCCAUUCAGACUUGUUAUACUUUCAUUUUUUACAUUGUGUCAUGGAAAAAGUCUCCUAAAAUUGUGAAAGUAGUUAUUGAUAUGUCUCCUGUGAGUGAUGUGGUUAUCAGCAAUAAAGAAAUAAGAACUCUGUUCUCUUAGUCUGCAUAGAUAAAAGAGAGGAACUUGCUUGGCUUUAGAGUGUAUUUAUUUGCCAUUGAAGUAUAUAUACUGUUUCUUAUUGGGAAGGUAGAAUAUAUUUUUUUCCUUUAAACAUUUUUUCAAAAUCACUUUUAAAUAAUCAAAGCUGAAAUCAAGGUAGUUUUGUUUUGUAUUUAUAAUUAAAAUUUUAAGUAGUGUUGAGAGACCAUUUCAGCAACUAUCCCAAAUCUCUUAAAUCUUCAUUUGUAGCUGGCAUUUGUCAGAUAAACAUAGACAUGAAACCAUAAGAUAGGCAUGUAGGAAAUCUGUGUUCACAUCUUUUGGUUUAUCCCUUUCUUCUAUGUCUAAGAUAAUCUGACAUUUUAAUGUAACAUCUCUUAUUUACUUUUUCUUUCGAGGUAUUAAAUAUCUAGACUGAAUUUUGCCAAGUGUUAACAGGAGGAAAGUUACUGUAGACUGAACACAAAGGUUUCUGUGACUGAUAGAAUAUGUCAUUAGUGCCUCAUGACUGUGUGAUAUCCUUCAUUGACACAAAGUGAGCCUAUGCCUUCAUUUUCGUGCCCAUUUUGGUACAAAUGUAAACUCCUGUUAGGAAAUCUUGGAACUGUGUGGGGUUUGGAAGAAUAUAUGUGAGUUCUAUUCAACAAGUUUCUGGACAUGAAGAAAAAUACAGUUACAUAUUCACAAAAUAGCUGUUACCAGUAUUCUUUUUUAUAUGUAUGCAUUUUCAUUUAUAAAAUACUCUUGGACAUGAAGUAAAAAAAGUUUAAAGG
Messenger RNA from Dipodomys ordii (Ord's kangaroo rat), 2874 nucleotides. RefSeq names its product family with sequence similarity 134, member B (gene Retreg1). The transcript is spliced from 8 exons. Gene Ontology annotation, biological process: negative regulation of neuron apoptotic process; reticulophagy. Gene Ontology annotation, cellular component: endoplasmic reticulum membrane. The record is from RefSeq and is a predicted model, not a curated record. NCBI's taxonomy places the organism in Eukaryota, Metazoa, Chordata, Mammalia, Rodentia, Heteromyidae. Bases 44 to 1171 code for a protein of 375 amino acids.